Messenger RNA from Corvus hawaiiensis (hawaiian crow), 2613 nucleotides. RefSeq names its product anomalous homeobox (gene ANHX). NCBI's taxonomy places the organism in Eukaryota, Metazoa, Chordata, Aves, Passeriformes, Corvidae. Gene Ontology annotation, molecular function: DNA-binding transcription factor activity, RNA polymerase II-specific; RNA polymerase II cis-regulatory region sequence-specific DNA binding. The coding region runs from base 814 to 2283 and encodes 489 amino acids. Gene Ontology annotation, biological process: regulation of transcription by RNA polymerase II. Gene Ontology annotation, cellular component: transcription regulator complex; nucleus. The record is from RefSeq and is a predicted model, not a curated record. The transcript is spliced from 9 exons.
AACAGUGUCACACAGCAAGAGCAGGAAGCCAGUCACUGUCUUGCAAGGCCGGCAACAAAGCCUGAGGAGAAAUCAAGGGCUACUGAACGCAAGUUGCUGCUGAGGAUUAUGGGCAGGUUUUUAGAAUGUAUCUGCAUGCCGCAAGAGGAAGAUGCCUGCACCUCAAGUACGUAGCCUUUGUCUUUGCCGGGCCUUGGCAGGAGUUGGUUAUUUAAGCACAGGUUUAGAGUGGGUCACAGCCGGCACCCAGCUGUGCCAUGCGUGGAGGCUGUUGGCUCCUGCUGCGAGAUGGUUCCUUAUUGUUACAUACCAUCGAGAAACUGGAGUCAGGAGAGGACUGACACCUUCACAGUGGUGUUCAGGUGUGAUUCAAGGCAAACCGUAGCUGCUUCAGUUUUUUAUCCCCUAAACUGAGUCAGGAUGAGUCAUCUGCUUUUAGACAGCACCCACCUACAAAAAAGGUGGGUUUGACUGCAUGCGUCUUCAUUCAGUCGCUCUAAGUGUGUCAAAAUUAUCAGUCCCUGUCUGAUUCCGAUUAGCGACUUAAAAAUACUCUCUACUAUGGAAGGAACUUGCUGCCAUCUAUUCUACACCAUUCUACAUCUAUUCUGCACUCCGGCAGUAGCUGUGCACGCGGCGGGUGCUCGGUCGAAGCUGUAGCGGGGGUGGGGGCGGAGUGCAGGGGCGGCCCUGGAGCCCCGCCUGGGCGGGGACUUGAAACCCGACGGCGGUUCCGCACCUGACCCCGGAGUGCCCUCGGCGCGGGGAAGCGUCUGGACCUGCACGAGGCUACGAAAAAGCUUCCAACAGGACAUGAUGAUGAAGCAGUUCAUGGCCAUGUUAAAGAAGAGUGAAAAUGAGCAUCCCCCACCCACCAAGCUGAUAGAUCUAGCAGGACAGCUUUGCCGGGAGCUCCAGAGCUCGUCUCCUAGUCUGGAGAAGCUGGUUGAAGCCAUGAUGGGAUGCAAGAACACGAGAUAUUUUCUCACUAACAUCCAUGUUGUCCGGGCUUGUGUGUCCGUUCAUAUCCAUAAUGGGCAACAUGAUGCAGCCUGCAGACUCCUGGAGUAUUGCAAGGCAGAAGAGAAGGAAGAACUGGUGCAACUUUGGCAUGAGAUUCACUACCGGAGGGUUAUGGAGAAACACCAGACAGAUUUUCUGACACCACUGCAGAGGUUUCGUUGCAGGAAGAGGAAUCCUCCACCUAUUUCCCUUUGUCCUGAAGUUUUGAAGAAUCGAAACUAUUCAGAAGAAGUACGCCAGCACCUGCACAAGUUUGCUGCAGAGGUGACAGCAAAUCCAGACAAGAAACAGCGGGAGGGGUUGGCUCGGGACAUGAACCUGCAGCCAACUCAGGUCUAUAAUUGGUUUGCAAAUUAUCGACGACGUCAAAAAUCUCGCCUCCUUCGUAUGGAAAAGCUCAACAAUUCAUGUCCUGAGAGGGCAUUGGCUUCCCACAGAAAUGAGCCACAGGAUAAAGGAUCCAACACUCCACAAACUGCAGAUGGAUCUCAUGUGGGCAUCAGCCCUGAGCAAAUGGAGAUAACCCUCAUGCCCUGUGAGCCAGGAUGGGAGCAGUCAGCUGCACCUCUGUAUAAGCCUCCUGAAGGAACGUAUUUAAAGAUGCUGGAAUCCAGCUGUGUGCAGAGCUCUGAGCUGUAUGAAGCUGGAACAAGCUUGGCUUUGUUCACCACUCACAGCACUGAACAACCUGUACCUUUUGGCACUGAGGCUGUGAUGGAACCAGGAACCUGCUUUGGCUCUCCUGUGGUGCUGCCUGAAGAAGCAGUGAGCAGUGCUGCUGCCAGCCCCUGGCAGGGGAGCUUUGACCUGGGCUCUUAUGAGUCCCUUCCCUUUGUGAAUCAUUGGCUGCCCAUGUGGCAGGCCCCUUACAGCAUCAGAGGAGUCUCUGGCUCCGUGUGGACCCCAGAUGUAGAAGCAGGUAUCAGAGUUCCCUUGAGCACAGUCUGUCAAGGUGGCUGUGUUGAAGACAGUUCAGGAAGAAUCAUUCAGGAGUCAUAUUUAGAGGAUGAAAGCUUAAUCCUUAGAGGAGGACAGCUAGGGACCCUGGAAUCUAUUCCCCACAGUUCCUCUCAGACUGUGUUUGGCAAGCCUCAGUGCCCACCUGUUUCUGCACCCUGCAUGGAAGAAAGCCAAGCCUUGGGACAAAGCCAGGUAAGAACAUACCUAAUGUUCAGAGAAAGGAGCUCUGUACACAUGAUCCCCUGCAGCUCUCUCAGAGAUGUGAAAUCUCAUAUCAUAUUUAGUAUGAAACAUAUUUGAUCUAAGCAUACCUUUUGGAAUCCAGUUCAGAGCAAGGUGGGCAUUCCCUGGGUAACAUCCAGCAGAUAGUAGAAGGAAAGGUGGUUUUGUUGAUUUUUUUUUUCCUACUUGAAUUGCUAAUCAGACCCUAAUUUUACUAAAUGUGUUGUUGAAAUGGUGGCCAAGGGAACCUGUGCAGAUCCCAAGUGUCAUUUAAAUUUUUAGCAAUGGAGGGCUCACCUAUAGAACAAUCACAUGAAGAUGGCUGCUUAAGGUCCUCCCCUCUGAGCGGUUUUGCACAAUUUGACUCUGCUCUCUCAGACCUCUUAAAAUGUUUAAUGUAAUUUUCAU